CAAUUUCAUUUUUAAUAUGGGUUCUAAAGCUCUAGCUUUCACCGUUCAGGCAGAAUGUACAGUUACAAAGGCUCGAGCAGGACUAAUGGAGCUACCCCAUUAUAAAGUGAGAACGCCUGUCUUUAUGCCGGUUGGAACACAGGGAACAAUGAAAGGUAUAUUGCCCGAACAAUUGGAAAGUUUGGAUUGUGAAAUAAUAUUAGGAAAUACUUACCACUUGGGCAACCGCCCAGGCACAGAUGUGCUGAACAAAGCCGGAGGCCUUCACAAGUUCAUGGGAUGGAACAGAGCUCUGCUCACUGACUCUGGUGGAUUUCAAAUGGUAUCUCUUCUAAAAUUGGCUGAAAUUACAGAAGAAGGUGUCAAGUUUAGAUCACCUUAUGAUGACUCAGAAAUCAUGUUGACCCCUGAGAAGUCUAUUGAGAUACAAAAUUGUAUAGGUGCUGAUAUUAUAAUGCAGUUGGAUGAUGUUGUCCAAACCACAUUCAAUGAUUAUGAUAGAAUCAAGGAGGCUACUGAAAGAACUAGUCGCUGGCUAGACCGGUGUCUUAAAGCCCAUAAGAGGCCCACUGAACAAAACAUUUUUCCCAUUGUUCAGGGCUUGUUAAAUGCAGAAUUGAGAGAAAAAAGUGCAAGAGAACAUAUGACUAAGGAUGUCAAUGGAUUUGCUAUUGGAGGACUUAGUGGAGGUGAAUCAAAAGAUGAUUUUUGGCCCAUGGUCACCUUGAGUACUGACAUCCUGGACAAAAAUAAACCUCGCUAUUUAAUGGGGGUGGGAGUAGCCAUUGACCUGGUGGUUUGUGUGGCCCUGGGUGUGGACAUGUUUGAUUGUGUGUUCCCAACAAGAACUGCAAGAUUUGGCUGUGCACUUGUCAAUAAAGGACAACUUAAUCUUAAAAAAAAAGAGUAUUCAACUGACUUGAACCCAAUUGACAAGGAUUGUACAUGUUCAACAUGCAAAAACUACACUAGAGCUUAUCUACACUGCAUUGUCACUGUGGAGACAGUUGCUUGCCAUUUACUGUCAGUGCAUAAUAUUGCUUAUCAGAUGCGUCUUAUGAGAACCAUGAGAGAUUGCAUACAAAAAGGAACUUUCCCAGAAUUUGUGAGGAAGUUUGUUAAAGAAGCUUUCCCAGAUGAAAACUACCCUGCAUGGGUGAUUAAUUCCCUUAAUUCUGUUGGAAUCAGCAUAGAAAUUGAUAAAAAUAAAAAUUAAUUAUUAAA
Molecule: messenger RNA, 1224 nt
Organism: Cydia amplana
Lineage: Eukaryota; Metazoa; Arthropoda; Insecta; Lepidoptera; Tortricidae
Gene: Tgt
Product: queuine tRNA-ribosyltransferase catalytic subunit
Exons: 6
Coding region: 17-1216 (399 amino acids)
Cellular component (GO): cytosol
Molecular function (GO): tRNA-guanosine(34) queuine transglycosylase activity
Source: RefSeq, a predicted model, not a curated record